ACCUGGCUGAGCACUGACCAGAACCUGGUCCUGAUGGAGGAAGAGAGCAAGAUCUCGGUGUGGGUGUGCCGAGAGGAGAAGCUGGUGUCGGGGCUCACACGCCGUACGACAUGCGCUGAUGUGGUGCGUGUACUUCUGGAGGAGCAGGGUGCCCGGCUGUCGGGCGCACAGCAGUCCUACUGUAUUGUGGAGAAAUGGCGCGGCUUCGAGCGCAUUUUACCCAACAAGACGCGCCUGAUGCGUCUGUGGGCGGCGUGGGGCGACGAGCAGGAGAAUGUACGUUUUGUACUUGUGCGUAAUGACGCUUCUUUGCCAAGCGGACCGCGCAGCGCCGAGGCCAAGGUGGUCCCGAGCAGAGAUAGCCCGGCAGGACCCCGGGGACAUGGCUGGACCACAGUGUCACAGGAAAAACAACGGCGCGUGGUGCGCAAAGCCUUCCGGAAGCUUGAUAAAAUGAACCGGAAAAAAGAACAGGUGGCAAACAAGGAUCAGGCGUCAGUGGAACGAAUGGAGACCUUGGUCCAUCUGGUGGUCUCCCAAGACCACACCAUCCGACAACAACUUCAGCGAAUGCGUGAGUUGGACCGGGACAUUGAGCGUUAUGAGGCCAAAGUACACCUGGAGCGCGUGCAGCGUCACGGCCUCAAUUACGUCCAGGACACGUACCUCCAAGAUGCGUCGGAGAUCGGAACAGCAGAAGACCGGCGCAGCGUGCAGGAAGCGCUAGCGCAGUUUGAGGAGUACGCUCUCUGCUGUGAGGAGCUCGUGCGGGUUCAGGAUGAGCUGACCGAGCGCGAGGAGAUCGUGGACCGUAUCACUGCUGAAAUCCAAGAAGAACUCAAUCACCGCUGGAUGGAGCGCAGGCGUGAUGAAGUGGUACCAGGAGAUGUUUCUGGAGAACAGAUGACAGAGGAGGCUCAUGCAUGUGACGUGGCCGAACCGGAUGGUCUCUCUGAGAAUGAGCUGGCUCUGGAGCAGGAGAGGAUCCGAACUGAGUUGGACACCAGCCUUUACAUUGGGCUCAGACUCAAGACUGACCUGGACACCACCCGGGCUCAGCUGGACUCCAGUCUAGUGCAGUGGCAGCGCCGCGAGCAGGACCUGCUGGAGCUGCUGGAUCUCCUGGCCCGGGAGGAGUCAGGGAAGAACCUUCAAGAUAUGGGACCAGGGGCUGAUAGGGCUAAUGGGACUGAAGGAUCUGAAGGGUCUGAAGGGACCGUUGGGUCUGGAGCAGAGCUGGACCACAAUGGGACGUGGGUGGAACAGGCCCGAGGACUGUCCAAGUCCUGCACUAAUGAUGAGGACUCAGACACUGGCCUCAGCUCCAUGCACAGCCAGGACUCAGACCACACUCCAGUCUGUGAGUCCCUGGUCUAGACCACCACUUAGAUCAGUAUUGGCGAUAAGCCCUUCCCACAAUGCACCUCCUUAGAGCAAUAAGUGUAGUAUAGC
Molecule: messenger RNA, 1452 nt
Organism: Boleophthalmus pectinirostris (great blue-spotted mudskipper)
Lineage: Eukaryota; Metazoa; Chordata; Actinopteri; Gobiiformes; Gobiidae
Gene: rassf10a
Product: Ras association domain family member 10a
Exons: 1
Coding region: 34-1377 (447 amino acids)
Biological process (GO): signal transduction
Source: RefSeq, a predicted model, not a curated record